UUUUAUAAAUGACAUGUGGCGACCAUCGGCCACUGUGCAAAUACUCCUGGGCAUCUCGUUCGGCGUACUACUGGGCCUAGGACUCAAGCGCUGGACCACCCAGCCAUGGAACGAACGUCAACUGAUGUACCUGUACUUUCCGGGCGAAUUGUUUCUACGGGUCGUCAAUUGUCUGAUUCUGCCGUUGGUCGUUUCGAGUAUAAUUAGCGCAAGUGCCGGUCUCGGUAAAUCAGGGAGUAUCGGUAGGAUGGCUUUGUUUUAUUACAUUACAACGACGACGCUGGGGAUUACACUGUGUGUCUUUUUGUCCGAGACCAUUAGACCCGGAGAGUGGGGUGCGACUGUGGCCAAUGACUCGAAUGUGACGAAUCACCAGCCGGAAAGUCAAGUGAAAUUCGUAACAGUGGACACACUGUUGGACCUGAUGCGAAAUUUGUUUCCAGAAAAUUUGAUCCAAGCUUGUCUGUCGCAGUACCAAACGGUAUUACUCGAACCAGAUCAAAGUAACGCACCAGCCACGGAACCAGAAGUCUCGCUCUACGAGAUGGGAAUAUCGCAUCGCUACACUCCGGGCACGAACGUCCUAGGCUUGGUGUUUUUCGGCUUGGUAUUUGGCCUGACGCUCGGCACCAUGCCCGACAAUAAUAAGCAACCUCUGCACGACUUUUUUCAAAGUUUGGCUGCUGCCGUCGCUGAAAUGAUCGAUUACGCGAUUAGAGCAGCGCCGAUCGCCGUGGUAUUCUUGAUCGCGAGCAAGAUCCUGCGUAGCAGCCGUGAUCAUCAUCAUCACGAGCAACAAUACGAGGAGGCAGCCCUCGAAGCUCAGCGACUGGGCGUGUUUGUAUCAACGGUGUUCGCAGGCUUGGCGAUUCAAGCUUUGGUCGCGCUACCUCUCGCCUACCUAGCGAUCGCCUACCGAUCGCCUUACCGAUUACUCGCGAAAAUCGGCCCGGCUCUCGCCACUGCCUUCGGCACUUCGUCCAGCACGGCAACGGUGCCGACAACGAUUCGCUGUUUGGACCAGGUGGGCGUCGAUCCGCAAGUCUCGAGAUUCGUGGCGCCGAUCGGAGCUACCAUCAACAUGGACGGAAUAGCGCUCUACGAGACCCUGGGCGCGUUGUUCAUCAUGCAAAUGCGGAGAGUCGAAUUGUCUAUCGUCCAGACCGUGGCCAUCAGUAUUACUUGUACAUUGUCGUGUAUCGGAGCGGCUGGAAUGCCGAGCGGUGGCUACGCCAUGCUAAUUAUGGUGCUGAAUUCUCUGGGCAUCCCCGCUGAGGACGUCGCUCUGAUCAUUGCCGUCGACAGUUUCGUGGACCGCUUCCGAACAAUGGUAAAUAUUGUCGCCGACUGCUUGGGAGCCGGAAUCAUAAGUGAAGUAUUAAAGAGAAGGAAAUUGAGACCUAGUCGAGGCACAAAGGAUUACGACUCUGUUUUGGGAUGAAUCCUUUCGUUUUGUUUAUAUUGAAAACAGGUCACAUCAUGUUAUGUUGAACAAUUAUUGCAAUAAAUAUUGAGAGAAGAGAAAACCAUUUUUUUUUUCAGUACAAAAA
Molecule: messenger RNA, 1550 nt
Organism: Copidosoma floridanum
Lineage: Eukaryota; Metazoa; Arthropoda; Insecta; Hymenoptera; Encyrtidae
Product: excitatory amino acid transporter 3
Biological process (GO): L-glutamate transmembrane transport
Cellular component (GO): plasma membrane
Molecular function (GO): L-glutamate transmembrane transporter activity; glutamate:sodium symporter activity; neutral L-amino acid transmembrane transporter activity
Source: RefSeq, a predicted model, not a curated record